AGGAAAAGGAAGGAGUAAGUAAGGUUUGCACAGAUCCCAGGUUGGAGGGGAGAGACCUUGGACAGUUCUCCCACUGCUGGCCUUCAGGUGGCGCUAUUGGCCCAAGAUUGCUCGGUUGGUGUUCAGAAGGGACUCUUGCUCCUUGCUGCGCAAGAAAUGUCGUCACUUUCAGAAUAUGCCUUGCGCAUGAGUCGUCUGAGUGCCCGGCUGUUUGGUGAAGUUGCCAGGCCUGCUGAUUCCAAAUCCAUGAAAGUGGUGAAGCUGUUCAGCGAGCAGCCUUUGGCCAAAAGGAAGGAGACUUAUGACUGGUAUCCUAAUCACAACACUUAUUUUGCACUCAUGGGGACACUACGUUUUCUUGGACUCUACAGAGAUGAGCAUCAGGACUUUAAGGAUGAGCAGCGGCGUCUGAAGAAGCUUCGUGGAAAGGGGAAACCAAGGAAAGGAGAAGGGAAGAGAGCAGCAAAAAGGAAAUAGUGUUGGGCCAUCAGGGGAGGACUUCUCCCUCAGCAACCAAGAGCAGGACGAAGUGUAUUUAUCGUCCCUCCACAUAUUGGAGGAGUACAAGCUUCCUAAGUUGAAGAUUAUUCAGAGGAAUACAGUCAUCUCCGUGCUGAAGUCUAAUGCAGUUGAAUUGUGACUGGUUUCUUGAACACAUUUUAAUUCUGCAACAUUGUUUACCUUGGUUCUGUAAUCUGAAGUUUACCUUAUUCCCCAGAGAAAUGAGUGCAUGAUUACUAUUGAAUGACUUGUUUGGGAGGGGAUGGGAUGUUGGCGGAGUGGAGGGGAAACUCAUUAAAUGAACACCCUCGUUACUCCCUUCUUGCUUCCCCACUUAGCCAGCCCUAAGCUCUUUCAUCUCUCUGGCUGUUCAGCUACUGUCUCCACCACCAAGCUCACAAACUUGAUGUGCCUCUCCACCUACUCCUUUGAGAAUAUCUGUAAGAUAAAUUUGUGGGAUAAAAGGCUGCGUCUGUUAAGAGAGCAUUGGGUACCUGCUGUAUACAGGCUACCAGAGCCCGGGUAAUACAGUGGUUUGCAACAAACAGUCCAUACCUUGUGGAACUUUCAGUCCUGAGGGAGAGCCUAAUAUUACAUAAUUACAUAAAUACAAUUGUAUUACAUGCUACAAAGGAAAAAUCCAGACCAGACUUCUGUGAGUGUGGAUGGAUCAAUGGAUCGAUCCACAAAGAUAGCAAGAGGCCCAAACCUCAUUAGGUAUUUUAAAGAAGGCGUCCCUGAAGAGAUGAUAUUUAAGCGGGGCUCUGAAGAAUAAAUUAGAGUUAGGCAGAAGAAAAAUGGUGGAAAAGCAUUUGAGGCACAGAGAACGCCGUUUGCAAAGCCCUGAGGUAAGAAGAAAUUGUCCCGUUCAAGGAAUUGGAAAAACGACCACUAACUAGUAUGGGUUAGUCAUAACGAAAUAGACAAAGGCCAGACUGUGAAGGGCUUUGCAAGUUCUGUGAAAAAGGUUGGACUUAACCAACUUAACCAGAGAUCAAAGUGUGUAAGAUGUUAUUUCUGUGAGAGGUGAGUUGUACACAGUAGAGGAGCUCGAUGCUCAUUGUGUUAUAUUCUAGCAGUGAGUUUCCAAUGAGGUUGCAAAGGCUUCUCUGAUUUUUUUUUUUUCCAAGAAUUCUGAAGAUCUCUAGCACCAUCAAGGGAAUUUUUUAAGUACUUUGUUUUUAUUGUGGUAAAAUCAUAAAAUUUACCAUCUUAACGAUUUUCAAGUGUACAGUACAGAAGUGGUAACUAUAUGCACAUUGUUGUGCCAAAUAAAGUACCUUUAACCUCGUU
This is a messenger RNA of Orcinus orca (killer whale), 1794 nucleotides long. It is a transcript of the gene MRPS33, whose product is annotated as mitochondrial ribosomal protein S33. Gene Ontology annotation, cellular component: mitochondrion. NCBI's taxonomy places the organism in Eukaryota, Metazoa, Chordata, Mammalia, Artiodactyla, Delphinidae. Bases 157 to 477 code for a protein of 106 amino acids. The transcript has 3 exons. The record is from RefSeq and is a predicted model, not a curated record.